Molecule: messenger RNA, 960 nt
Organism: Prunus armeniaca (apricot)
Lineage: Eukaryota; Viridiplantae; Streptophyta; Magnoliopsida; Rosales; Rosaceae
Source: the annotation of a GenBank genome assembly
AUGCCUUUUGGGCUGAAGAACGCCGGAGCAACCUACCAAAGGCUGGUGAACAAAAUCUUCAAGGAGCAGAUCGGCAAAACUAUGGAGGUGUACGUGGACGACAUGCUGGUCAAGGCCCCAAAAUGUGCAGAUCACCUCAAAAACCUCGCUGAGGCAUUUGGCCUGCUCCGCCAGUAUCGCAUGAAGUUGAACCCAAGUAAAUGUACAUUUGGUGUAUCCUCUAGCCGAUUCUUAGGAUACUUAGUCACACAACGAGGUAUCGAGGCACACCCAAGUCAGAUCAAAGCUAUUCUCGAGAUGAAGUCGCCUUCCACAGUGAAGGAAAUACAAAGUCUGACGGGCAGAGCAGCGGCCAUCAACCGAUUCCUCUCAAGAUCAACCGAUAAGUGCAAACCAUUCUUCAAAGCUUUGAAGAAAGGACAAAGAGACAGUGUCCAACUCAGCUGUCAACUCAGCUCUCAUCAGAGAAGAGCUGGGGGCCCAACAUCUGGUAUUCUACACGUCAAAAGCUCUCCUCGUUACCCAAAAUUGGAGAAACUCAUUUUGGCUCUUGUAGUUUCCGCGAGAAAGCUACGACCCUACUACCAAGCUCAUCGAGUCAUCGUCAUGACUGACUUUUCUUUGAGAUUAAUCCUUCACAGCCUUGACGCUUCUCAGCGACUCAUGAAGUGGGCUAUAGAGCUAAGCCAAUAUGACCUCAUCUACCGGCCAAAAGUUGCAAUAAAAGCCCAAACUUUAGUUGACUUCACCCCAUCGGCCGAAGAAGAGAAAAUGGCCAACGAAAAGAAGGAAAGUUCAAAAGCAGACAGGACCUCCUCUGAACCUAGCCAACCUAGAGACACGUGGCAAUUGCGGGUAGAUGGAGCGUCAAACCAAAAAGGAGCUGGAGCGGGUGUCGUCAUCAUCACCCCGGAUGGAACCUUGUUGGAGCAAGCUAUCACGCUUGGCUUCCCGGCCUAG